Molecule: messenger RNA, 1190 nt
Organism: Triticum dicoccoides
Lineage: Eukaryota; Viridiplantae; Streptophyta; Magnoliopsida; Poales; Poaceae
Product: NDR1/HIN1-like protein 26
Exons: 1
Coding region: 187-900 (237 amino acids)
Biological process (GO): defense response to other organism
Cellular component (GO): plasma membrane
Source: RefSeq, a predicted model, not a curated record
UAUCCCUUCCAUCUUUAUUUUGCUUUUGCAUUAGCUUAUUAGCCUCCUUUUACCUCCAUUACUUCGUUCCCUUGGCCUCCCUUUUGCUUUCCCGUUUGGACACCAUACUUGCUUGGCUUCUUCUCCUCUCCUCUCAUCUCUGUGGUUUCGUUGGUGAUUGGCUGUUGCUGCUGCUGCUCGGGAUCAAUGGGUACUCCUAGUCCUACCCCGUACCACCUCCAGUCUCCAAGGACCAUCGUCACCAAGAUCAUCAGCAUGAAGCAGCAGCAGCAGGAGCCGGCGACGCCGGAUCCGCCGCCGCCGUCCAAGAUCAUUCUGCAGCCGAGGCGCCGGACCACCCCGGCGAUGUGGUGCGCCGCCAUCGCUGGUUUCGCCUUCAGCGUCCUCCUCAUCCUCGCCGGCCUCGUCAUCCUCAUCGUCUAUCUCUCGGUGAAGCCGAGGACGCCGUCCUUCGACAUCGCCAACGCCGUCCUCAACACCGUCUACGUCGGCUCGCCGUCGUCCUACUUCAACGGCGACAUGACGCUGGUGGCCAACAUCUCCAACCCCAACCAAAAGAUGGGCGUCGUCAUCCAGUCCGGCACCGUCGAGCUCUUCUUCCGGGGCAGGCUGGUGUCGGUGCAGGCGCUGCCUCCGUUCGCGCAGCCGCGGGGCCACUUCACCGUCCUCAACGUCCACAUGCUGUCCAGCCAGGUGGUGCUGCCGCCGGAGGUGGCUGCGGACCUGCUCAACCAGAUGAGGAGCAACAAGAUCCUCUACACCAUCAGAGGGACCUUCAAGGUCCGGGAAAGGUUCUGGUCAUGGCACUACACCUACCGGUUGACCGCCAUUUGUGACCUCGAGCUCACCUCGCCACCCUCUGGAGUUCUUCUUGAUAGGAGAUGCACAACAUCAAAGUGAUUAUUUGGUUUCUGGAUCGAUGCUCUUUCUUUUUUCUUCUUGUAUCAAAUUUUAGAGGAAUUGGGUCAAGGCACAUAUAGCAAAGCAAACAGAUCGACUAGUAUGACUUAAUUACUAGUGGCUUUCACAUUCUUGUUUACUCGAUCGGUAGCAGCCUUGCUCCUGGAGCCUCAAAGCUUCAUGCAACAUGUACAGCGGCAGGCAAUGGUCGUAUGUAGUACUUGUCUCAAUAUAUAUAGCUUGUACAUCGUGAAUCUCAUAUAUGGUGAAUAGAGAAAACUUUAUUAACU